Cynara cardunculus var. scolymus (artichoke) is the source of this 1489-nucleotide messenger RNA. Its product is annotated as AT-hook motif nuclear-localized protein 6-like. The coding region runs from base 305 to 1291 and encodes 328 amino acids. NCBI's taxonomy places the organism in Eukaryota, Viridiplantae, Streptophyta, Magnoliopsida, Asterales, Asteraceae. Gene Ontology annotation, molecular function: minor groove of adenine-thymine-rich DNA binding. The transcript is spliced from 5 exons. The record is from RefSeq and is a predicted model, not a curated record.
AGCGGAAAUUAUAAUCAAAGAACUGUUGAUGGUUCUUUGAAUUAAUUUUUUUUUUCAACCGUUGAAUUUCUGUUCAAAUUACUUUCUUUCAGAAAUUAACGGUUUUAGAGAUUUCGUGUUCAUUUUGUCCGAAAGUAAUUUUCAAUCUGUAAUGAUUUUUUUUCUUUGAAUGUUGUAUUUAGGGUGUUUUUUUCUUUGAUUAAAUUCUGUGUUCUUCGUACAAAGUUCUAAUUUUCCAUCUAUAUGGUUAGAAUUUAAGUAAUUAUCAAAAGGAUUCAGUAAAAAAUCAAGCGGAUUUGUGAAAAUGGAAGGUAAAGAGGAGAAUCAUGAUCCCGAUACGGUUUCUUUACCGCCGCCGGCGGUGGUGGUAGGCGGAGUAGAAAUUUUGAGUGGGUCGGCGGUGGCGCCACCUCCACCACCGGCGGAAGGGCUGGUGGGUGCUCUGACGCAUGGCUCAGUGGGUUUCAAGAAAAAAAGGGGAAGGCCAAGGAAGUACGGACCGGACGGGAAACCUACGGUGACUUUAUCUCCGAUGCCAAUUUCGGCAUCGAUUCCCCUCGCCGGAGAUUUUCCCGGCUGGAAGCAGAGUCAGGGGAAGCCUCUAACUUCCAUCAAGAGAAAGCAGAAGUUGGAGUUUUUCACACCAGGUGAACAAGUGGCGCACACAGUUGGCGCCAAUUUUACAGCCCAUGUGAUUAUAGUUAGUUCCGGAGAGGAUGUUAAUAUGAAGAUUAUAUCCUUCGCUCAGCAAGGGGCAAGAGCUAUCUGCAUUCUUGCUGCAAACGGUGCAAUUUCUAAUGUUACACUUGGUCAACCUAAUUCUUCUGGAGGUACUUUAACAUAUGAGGGUCGCUUUGAUAUUCUUUCUUUGUCUGGAGCAUUUACGCCGAAUGAGAAUGGUGGAGCAAAAGGUUGCUCCGGUGGGAUGAGUGUUUCUUUGGCCGGCCCUGAUGGACGUGUUUUGGGUGGAGGACUUGCCGGUAUGCUUGUAGCUGCUGGUCCUGUUCAGGUGAUACUUGGAAGCUUUCUUCCCAGCCACCAACAGGAGCACCAGAAACCACCCAAGAAAUCAAGAUUGGAACCUGUACAAGCCAUCUUGCCGCCGCCUAUCGCCGCCACUUCUGUGUUCAAACAAGCAACCGAGAGAAGGUAUGGUGAUGAACCGAAUAUAAGCUUUACCCUCCCAAACCCCACACAUAUAGCACGGAGUUUAGACCCUGAAAACAACGGAUCUUUGCGUGCAUCUGAACCUAAGGUGCUCAACGCGUCACAGUUCGAGGUUUCUUGCUGAUCAAAUCAGUGGUGUAUUAGCUGACUUAGGAAAUCAUUAGACUUAUUUAUUGUUGUUAGAAGACAUCAAAUCUUUUGGUAUUGUUUUAAAUCUUAACCUUAGGUGUUGAAGAGUUGGCAUAAAUUUAAUGGAAAAUGGAUGUUAAAUUGAGGAUUUGAUUCUUCUUUAAAUGGUUUGUAUGCUAUGGAUCCUGUUUCU